Messenger RNA from Verticillium dahliae VdLs.17, 3020 nucleotides. Its product is annotated as intracellular protein transport protein USO1. Gene Ontology annotation, biological process: intracellular protein transport; transcytosis; vesicle fusion with Golgi apparatus. Gene Ontology annotation, cellular component: Golgi membrane; Golgi stack; ER to Golgi transport vesicle membrane. The transcript has 9 exons. The record is from RefSeq and is a predicted model, not a curated record. Lineage: Eukaryota; Fungi; Ascomycota; Sordariomycetes; Glomerellales; Plectosphaerellaceae. The coding region runs from base 1 to 2829 and encodes 942 amino acids.
AUGUUCUCCUCUAUUUCAACAGCUCCGGCGAAACAGUCGGUUAGCGAUACCAUAUCCGUCCUGAGUGGUCGCCUGAGCUCGGCAACAUUGUUGGAAGAUCGACGUGCAGCUAUUCUCGGUCUUCGUAGCUUUGCCAAGGACUUUCCCGCCACAGUUGCCUCAGGGGCGCUUCGAAGCUUGAUUGGGAGCCUGAGUAACGACGGGGAAGAUGUUGAUACAGUCAAGGUUGUGUUGGAAACACUGCUGAUGCUGUUCAAUCCCAACCAAGACAGCCCAGAAGCCUCCGACGAGAUCGUCCUCUGGCUAGCAGACGAGUUCACGCAACGCCAGGAUAACAUCACUCUUUUGCUUGAUUUCCUCGAAGAAGCGGACUUUUACUCCCGCCUGUAUUCUCUGCAGCUUCUGACGGCAAUCUUGUCAGCUCGUGCAGAGAGGACCGAAGAGUUAUUCUCUAUUAUAGCACUGGAUGGAUCAUUGGCUGAUGGAAGUCGAGUUGUCGAGGAUUGUCUAAUCCUUCUGGCCAAUCUAUUGCGGGCGAACGCAUCGAACCAGUCCCUUUUCCGCGAAUCUGGCGGAGUCAAACAUCUGGCCACCUUGCUGCAAGGUGUCUUACAAGGACAAGCAGCUAUGGCUGAUGAUGUCGCAGGGUGGGUUCGAGCACAACGGGGUCGUAACAUUUAUGCCCUUCUUGCCGUGGUUCGCCUGCUACUUGUGCACGGUGCUGUUGGCACUGCCCAAAACCAGUUGGCAUUAUGGCAACAUGGCUUGCUUUAUCAUGCCCUUCGUCUUUCUUUCAGUGCCGCGGUACAGACGCCAGUCAAAGCCGAGGGCAAUACGACUCUACAAGAGAGCUUCGCACAACUGCAAGUCCCCUCUCCCCUUUCUCAACCCAGCUCAGGGGCGAGGGAUGGGGGUGGCCCGGAUAGAGAUUCCGAAGUAUACGUCAUUGACGGACUACUUGAUCUGACCCUCGCAGUCUCGGCCAAUGACAUGUUUGACGUGCGAAUUGCAGCCUGUGACUGCCUCAAAGCCUACUUCUUUGAUCACGCAGAGAUACGCCUUCACUUCCUCAAACGAGCAAUCGAAGGCUACAAAACGGGCCUUGACGAGACAGCUAAUGUGCUCGCUGUCCUGCUUCGGCCCAACAACGACGACGCCAUUGUCAAUCCUUACCGCCCCUGGUUUGCUGCCAUAAUCACCUUCCAUCUCCUCUUCAACAACCCUGAGGCAAAAAGACUUGCCAUGGCAGUGACUGAGGGUGAUGCGGAAGAUGGCGAAGAAAUAGUCACUAGUAUUCAGUCUGUUGCUGCUCAUCUACUUUCCGGGCUCGGUCGUGAACAGGACAGCCGGGUUGCGACUGGAUAUUUGAUCCUCCUUCUCGGUUGGAUGUUUGAGGACCUCGAGGCUGUCAACGACUUUCUGGCCGAAGGCAGUAAUAUACAAGGCCUGAUACAGGUUGUCGUCCGGCCUGGCCCAGCUGACGAAAUCAUUCAAGGACUGUGUGUCAUGAUUCUGGGUGAAAUUUAUGAGUUCUCCACCAAGGACUCCCCUAUUCCCAGAGCUAGCCUUCACGCAAUCCUUCUCUCUCGUCUGGGAAAGGAAAAGUUCAUUGACAGACUUAGCAGGUUGCGAACCAACCCAUUCAUGCGCGACUUUGAAGUUCUUCCUCAGAAGCUUGAUCCAUCCUCUCCGGGUCGACUGCCUGAAGUGUUCUUUGAUAUCACUUUUGUGGACUUCUUCAAAGAUAACUACAGUCGGCUACUGCGGGCCAUCGAUCGAGAACCUGGACUGGAAAUUCCCGUAUCAGCAAACGGCGUGCAACAAGGCAUAUCGCGAGAUCUGGUGGAUUCCCUACGCGCCCAGCUAAAGGAGAAAAGCAAAGCGCUGGAUGAGUUACAUAUGGCCUCUACUACUCUCGAGAGACAGCUCGGGCAAGAACAGGCAGACCAUCGGAAGAGUCGGGAAAAUGCAGCCGUUGAUCUUGCCAAGGUCAAUGCCACGAUUGAUGCCGUUCAGCGAGACCAUGCUGCUGAGCUAGAUAAAUUGCGUCAACAGCUUGCUUCCGAGCAGGCUGAGCACGCUCGGCAACUGAAGCAAGCGACCCAGUCUAAAGAAGUCGAGUUGGAGGCUGGGCGUCGCAAACUGGUUUCGAUCCAGGAAGAUUGCAAAAGGCAGAUCGAGUACACGAAGAAAACGAGCGAGGCCGAGUUAGAGAAACUGCGACGAAAGAUGGCCUCACUUGGCGACGAUCAUGAAAAGCAACUGAGCAAAGCCAGUAAAGCUGCAGAAGUUGAGGUUGACAGACUCAAACGUCGUGCCGACGCUGAAGCCGCGGAUCUACGCGCCACAAUCAGCAGGCUAGAAGUCGAUCUUAUGAAGACGAACAAAAAUAAGGCGCAGGAGCUUCAUACAUUGCAAGAGGAGCAUGCCGCGCAACUAGCGCUGACACAGCAACAGAGCUUGGCCAAGCUCGAGAAGCAGAUCGACCUGGCGGAAGAGUCGGCCAGCAAAUGUGCGCGCCUCGAGAAAGAACUUGAUGAAACCAGACAGGACGGCCUCAAGAUUGCAGCCAACCUGGCAGAGAUUACUGACGCCAAGCAAGCAAUACAGACAGAAUUGGACGACCUGCUAAUGGUAUUUGCCGACCUUGAAGACAAGGUCAGCAAGUACAAGGCCCGGUUGAGGAAGAUCGGACAGGAGGUCUCUGAUGGCGAGGAUGAAGAAAGCGAGGACGAGAGCGAAGACGGGCAAGGGCAGAGCGACGAUGAUGGCGAAAGUGAGGACGAGGCGGGCAAUGGGCAAGUGACAGCGAGUCGCAAGACUGCUUGAGAUCCUCAAACAGCCCAUCAAGGGUAUCGGCACGACACAAAGCUUACUUGAGCGGGCGGCUUUGGAAGAGAAUGAAGCUUUGUCUGCAAAGCCAUUUGUCUUGGCGCCAGACUCUGCAGCUUCACAAUGAUCCUGAACUACGUAGUGAUCCCCGAAUUCCCGCAAUUCCGAAGCCCCAGACUUCUUCUCUC